AUGGGUUUGAUUCUGGCCAAAUUCUGGAGGCAAUGGUGGUCAGGAAAAGAGCAUAAAAUCAUAAUAGUUGGUCUGAACAACGCCGGAAAGACAACAAUACUUUAUCACUAUGUAACUGGAGAUGUGGUCGACACAAAACCAACAAUUGGAAGUAACGUUGAAGAAAUGACGUACAAAAAUUUUAAGUUUGUAAUGUGGGAUAUUGGCGGUCAAGAGAAGCUCCGACAAUCAUGGUCUUCUUAUUAUAAUAAUACAAAUGUGGUUAUUGUAGUUAUCGAUAGUGCUGAUGUAAUUAGGUUAGCUGAAAUUAAAAGUUUACUGUUUAAAAUGUUAGAACACGAGGACCUUGCCAAAGCUCAUAUCCUCGUUCUCGCCAACAAGCAGGAUCUCCCAAGCGCGUUAACCGCCGGCGAAAUCUCCAAUCAGCUCGGUCUCACGACAAUCAAAAACCGACGAUGGCAAAUCCAGGCGUGUUCGGCCAUCAAAGGACAAGGUCUCACCGAAGCGCUCGACUGGAUCGCGAACAAUAUUUAA
Molecule: messenger RNA, 534 nt
Organism: Caenorhabditis bovis
Lineage: Eukaryota; Metazoa; Nematoda; Chromadorea; Rhabditida; Rhabditidae
Source: the annotation of a GenBank genome assembly